AUGAAGUUUGAAUAUCUUCCCAAUGAAAUAUUACUUGAUAUCUUCGAAUAUUUCCAUCUCCGCGAUCUCUUUCAAACAUUUCAUAAUCUUAAUUUUCGAUUAAAUCAACUUCUCUAUGAAUCUUUUCGUUCUUAUUCACUGGAUUUGCGAUCGAUCUCACGAUAUGAUUUUGAUAUCAUCUGUCAACAACAUCUGCCAAUCAUUCUUCACAAAAUCACCUCAAUUCAUCUAGCUGAUAACGAUGAAACACCAAAUCUGCCACAGAGAUUUCUCUCACAAAGUAUUUCAGUGGAUCAAUUCACUCAUCUCAAAUCGCUCUCGAUACAUUCGAUUCAAUCAAUCGAUAUAAUACAUCAAAUUAUUAAACAAUCUCAGCAAGUCACACAUCUGAAGAUAAUCAAAUGCUUUUGUGAAUACAAAGAAAUUCAACUGAUUAAUCAGAUUUGGAGUUUACCGAAAUUAACCUUCUGUCAUCUUGACAAUCUCAUUUCCAAAGGAAUCUACUUCUCGGAACUAUUGACUCCAUCGUCAACAAUAAAAUAUUUAUCCAUAAAAAAUAUUAUCUGUGAUUUCCGUUCUUUAUCUUAUGUUUUCCAAAAAACGCCUUCCCUUCAACACCUAUCAACUACAAUCGUAUGUACAGAGAAAUUCGAAAAAAUUCCUCCGCCAACAAAUCCAUUGUUGACUAAACUGUCUCUUUCAUACGAUGGUUCGAUACCAUCACUGAUGAAUCUCUUUCAGCAUAUGCCUCUUUUACGUUCGUUGACUAUUAGCACAUCGUAUCUGUUACUAGAUGGUGAUGAAUGGCAAGCAAUACUUACGGAUUGUCUUCCACAAUUGAAAUAUUUUCAUUUUAAAAUGUCGUUUCAAUUUCCACAAAACUAUGACACAAACGACGCUGCUGACGAACUUUUAGCUACUUAUCAAAGUGAGUUCUGGAUAAAAAAACAUCAAUGGCAUGUUCAAUGCGAUUGGAAUGCAUCCGAUCCAUUUUAUGGUGCAAUUCUUUACACACUUCCAUAUAUGUUUCAUGAUUAUCAUUACGUGAAUGACUCGUGCUCGAAAUCAACCUUACCAAAUAAGACUACUUGUCAAACUCAUAUUCAUGUGAAAAAUCUUCAAUGUGAACAUAAUAUUGUCAAUCAUUUCAUUUACUUAUCAACGAAAUUUACAAAUCUUUCUCAUCUAGAUCUGAUUCUUCCAUUUAACAACGAAUUUCUUCGAAAUAUUUCGACAUUCACUCAUCUAAAAUCACUCGAUGUCACUUUAUUAUCGAGUCGAGACGCCUACCAACAAUUACAAUGCCUUUUAAAUCAUACACCUCAUCUCUAUCUUCUAAGAUUUUCACAUCUAUCGGACAUGAAUGAAGCUCUAUUCUCACUAAGUAAUCCUUCCAUUCGUCGAUUGGAUUUUUUAAAUAAACAAUCAAUGAUUUACAAUUGGUAUUUCAACACAGAUGAAUGUCAAGCAUUAACGAAUUCUAUCCUCGGACGUCAGUGUCAAACCUUGAUAAUCGACAUUCAAGCUCGAAAUGAUGUUCUUGAUCUGGUCAAUAAUCUAACUAAUCUUCGUUCAUUAAUAUUUCAAUGUAAAGACGAUAAAGGCAAACAAAAACUUCUCUCUACGACAGACGAUGAAUUAAUUCAAUGGUUUCAUGAGCAUUUACCUUCGACAUGUACAAUAUCGAGAGAUGCACAUAUCAGUUCGAUUAUUCAAAUGUGGAUUCGCUGA
Messenger RNA from Adineta ricciae, 1731 nucleotides. The record is from the annotation of a GenBank genome assembly. Lineage: Eukaryota; Metazoa; Rotifera; Eurotatoria; Adinetida; Adinetidae.